This is a messenger RNA of Canis lupus familiaris (dog), 531 nucleotides long. It is a transcript of the gene TMEM210, whose product is annotated as transmembrane protein 210. The transcript is spliced from 4 exons. Bases 34 to 504 code for a protein of 156 amino acids. The record is from RefSeq and is a predicted model, not a curated record. Lineage: Eukaryota; Metazoa; Chordata; Mammalia; Carnivora; Canidae.
UCCAGAGGUGUGUGGUGGGGUUGGGGGCUGGACAUGGCCCCCUGUCCCCAGCCUGACUCCUGCCUGGUUGGCAGCCCCCUUGGCCUGAUAUGUUUGUCCCUUUUGCUUAUCCCUACUGCAGCUGGGACGUACUGCGAGUGCAGCCUUGGCCUCAGCCGUGAGGCCCUCAUCGCCCUGCUCGUGGUGCUGGCGGGCAUCAGUGCCAGCUGCUUCUGUGCCCUUGUCAUCGUGGCAGUCGGUGUCAUGCGAGCCAAGAGUGAGCCAUGCCCCAGACACAGGGACAGCAGGUUGGUGGGGCACUUUGGGGUCCAGGAAGAUCACAUGGACCUGCACUCAGUGCAGGUGGAGUCCCAACUCAUGGACCCUGAGCUGGAGGUCUCCAUGAUGACGCCCCUGGAGGAUCAAGGCCUCAUGAGCAUUCCCACGGACUCGAUGGCCCAAUCCGUGACUAUAGAGGACCCAUCCCUGAGCAGGGCCACAGGCAGUCUGGGGGAGGGGAAUUAAACAGUAUUUAGUGCUUCUGCCCUGUCA